AUGUCUUCGUCUACAAACCUUGCUUUUCAAAAUUCGCCUUCAUUGAAACAAGUAUCAAAUUCGCCUUCAUUCCGCCUGCCUUCACCUAGAACAAUUCCUCAAAUGCCUUCUAGUAAUUCCCUUCGUAAUAGCAAUAAUGGCACUCCAGGUAGUAAUGAUCUAGAAAAUGCUUAUGAUGAACAAAUUUCACAAUUGAAUAGUUUCUCAAGUAAAAAAAAUCUAGAUUUGAAAACUAUCGGGAAACAUUUAAUAAAUCAAGAAGAUAGUUUGAAAACUCAAGGGGGUGAUAUAACUAGAAGAUUAUAUCAUCAAAUGGAAAAUGUCAACGAUGGAAGUAGUAUAAAAGGAACUUCCGGAGUACAAGAUCCAAGAAGAUUAAGAACAAGAAGUGCCUCAUUCUCAAGUUAUCUUGAAGAAACAAGAAGAGGUUCUACAGCAAGUGAUAUAAAUAUUCCUGGUGGAUUUAGAAGGGAAUUUUUAAUUAACAAAGCAUUGAAGAAAAAUGAAACUCCACCUAAUUUUUUGACCCAAAAUUUUAUGGAAUUCUUAAGUAUAUAUGGUCAUUUUGCGGGUGAAGAUUUUAAUGAUGAGGAUGAAGAAGAUGAAGAAGGUUCAGCUAGUCAUAGUGAUGAUUAUGACGAUGAUGUAUUUGAUGAAGAAAGUAGUUUGUUAACGCACGAUAGAAGACCUAAUUUGCCUAAACAAUUACCCAAAAGAAAACAUGAACCUCAACCAAAGGGAACCGCGUCAGUUGCUAAAACUUUCUUUUUAUUAUUUAAAGCUCUUGUUGGAUCAGGUGUAUUGUUUUUACCAAGAGCAUUUUAUAAUGGUGGGUUAUUAUUUUCGAUAGUUACAUUGAGUUUAUUUGGGGCAUUGACUUUCUUCUGUUACAUUGGUUUAAUUGAUUCAAAAAACACUCUCAAAUUGUCGUCUUUUGGUGAAUUGGGAUAUAAAACAUAUGGUAAACCAUUGAAAUAUUCUAUUCUUGUUUCUAUCCUUUUAUCUCAAGUUGGUUUUGUUGCCACUUAUAUCUUGUUCACUUCAGAGAAUAUGAUUGCCUUUUUGCAGCAAUUUUUAGGCACUACUCCAGAAUGGUUGAAUCGAGCAAACUUGGUAAUUAUUCAAUGCAUUUUGUUAAUUCCGUUGGUUCUUAUUAGAAAUUUAACUAAAUUAUCCAUGGUGUCUUUAAUUUCAUCGUUGUUUAUUGUUAUUGGAUUAUUAAUUAUUUUCUAUUUCUCAGGACUCAAUUUGUUUACUAAUGGUAUCGGACCAAAUAUUUCAAAUUUCAAUCCAAAUAGUUGGACAAUGUUAAUUGGUGUUGCAGUUACGUCAUUUGAAGGUAUUGGUUUAAUUUUACCUAUUGAAUCUUCAAUGUCCCAUCCUGAAAAAUUCCCAAUGGUAUUAUCCAUCAGUAUGUUUUUCAUAACUGUGAUUUUUGUUGCCAUUGGUACCAUUGGAUAUAUGUCUUUUGGAGAUCAAAUUAAAUCAAUUAUUAUUUUGAACUUACCGCAAGAUAACAUUUUUGUUAAAUCAAUUCUUGUGUUGUAUUCAGUGGCUGUUUUCUUAACUGCACCACUUCAAUUGUUCCCAGCUAUUAAAAUCGGGGAAUCUUUGAUAUUCAAUAGAAGAUCACGUAAAAAGACAACUGCUGGUGAUGAAGAUGAUGCCGGUAAAUUAUAUCAUCAUUCAGGUAAGUUUAAUCCAAUUGUCAAAUGGUUAAAGAAUGGUUUCCGUUCGGUUUCUGUAAUAUUAAUUUGUGCUAUUGCUUACUUGAAUGCGGAUAAUAUUGAUAAAUUUGUUUCAUUUAAUGGUUGUUUUGCAUGUAUUCCAUUAGUUUAUAUUUAUCCGCCAAUGAUUCAUUUGAAAACAGCAACAAAGAAAAGUUGGUUUACAGUUGCUGAUUAUUUCUUGAUCGUGGUCGGUAUAAUCACCGUUAUUUAUUCAAGUUAUCAAAUUAUUUUCUUAAAUUAG
Molecule: messenger RNA, 1971 nt
Organism: Candida tropicalis MYA-3404
Lineage: Eukaryota; Fungi; Ascomycota; Pichiomycetes; Serinales; Debaryomycetaceae
Exons: 1
Coding region: 1-1971 (656 amino acids)
Biological process (GO): amino acid transmembrane transport
Molecular function (GO): amino acid transmembrane transporter activity
Source: RefSeq, a predicted model, not a curated record